GGAAGAGAUCUCUACAGAUAUUUGCUUUGUAGGAAUGUAAGUCUUUAACUUACAAGAGAUACUGAAGAUAGACAAUGUCAGUGAACAAAGAGCGGCCAGUACCUAGACCUCGAUAUUAUAACAUGGUAUAUCAUCGUACAUCCAUGAGUGGUGAAGGUGAAAAUCAGUUACCUACCUGGAAAACUUAUUUAUAUCAGCUACAGAAUGAAGCUCCAAAACCAAAGAAGAUGGCAUGUACAAAGGGGGAACCUGUCAAUAAACCCACAUACUAUGGAUCUGAGUACCAUGGUCAGAUAUCGCGGGAGGAGGCGGAAGAUAUUUUAUUUCAGGGAGGAGACGGUAGUUAUCUAGUCAGGAAGAGUGAUAGGGCACCAAAUGCAUUCACAUUAGCCAUAAGAUUUGAUAGUCAGACAAAGAACUACAAAUUAUAUUACGACGGACUUCAUUAUGUAGGUGAAAAACGAUUUGAAACUGUGGAACAAUUAGUUGCAGACGGAUUAAUACAUUUCUAUAUCGAAUCACGAGCAUCAGACUAUAUUGCAUCAUUGUCGGACGAAUCAAAUUACGCACAGUCGCCAUAUUUAGCUUACAGUGUUAAAAGAAAGAGGCUGCAAAAAUCACGCAAAAAUGCGAAUAAUCGUGUGAAUCAGCCCGAUGUUUUAGCUAAUGCUAACCUGUCUUUGACUCCAACAUCAAGAAAUUCUGUAAAAGAAACAAAAACGAAACAAAUUCUUGGUGUAAAACAUGUACGGAAAAAGCCAGAUGAUGAGGAAGAUGAUGUUGACAGUUUUGAAGUAGAUGGAGAGAUUGAUGUGUCAAUCUUUGAGAAACCUCAUGUAUUUAAAACACAUAACUUCAUAGGACUUCAUUGGUGUGACUUUUGUGCCAAUUUUAUGUGGGGAUUGAUUGCCCAGGGAUCAAAAUGUCAAGACUGUGGAUUUGAGGCCCACAAGAAAUGUUCAGAGAAGGUGCCAAAUGAUUGUAUGCCAGAUAUAAAAUUUGUGAAGAAUAUAUUUGGACAAGAUUUGACCACAGUUAUAAAGGCAAGAAAGUCUCCCCUACCAAUAGUAGUGGAGAAAUGUGUAAAGGAAAUAGAAAGUAGAGGCUUGGAUGCUGAAGGUUUAUACAGAGUAGCUGGUCUACACGAUGAGGUAGAAGAAAUAAGAAUGGCAUUUGAUAAAGAUGGAGAAUGUACUAUUAUAAGUACUGCGAAGUAUGAAGACAUCAACACUAUAACGAGUGUAUUAAAGCUUUACUUUAGAUUAUUACCAAUACCUCUCAUUACUUUUGAUGCUUAUCGCAGAAUAAUUGAGGGCAUGAAUAGGGAAGAAUUGAAGGAUAAAAUAUUGUAUGUGAGGGAAGGGUUGGCCAAGUUGCCCCCAGCACAUUAUCAGACACUGAAAUAUCUCAUAAACCACUUAGUAAGAGUUACUGAGCAAAAAUCAAAAAACAUGAUGACAUCAGAAAACCUGGCGAUAGUUUUUGCGCCGACGCUGAUGCGAAGUCCGGACUCCGACCCGAUGUUGAGUCUGAUGUCAGUUGGCGCGGAACAAAAAAGCGUGGAGCUUCUCAUAUCACAGAAUAAGGAGUUGUUCUUAAAGUGAAAUAACAAGGUCAUUUAUAGAUCUACUGACCUAUUGGGUCUUUGUUUUAUCAAAGAAAACACUUCCAAAGUAGUAGAUAGACUAAUGCCAAAUUAUUGUGCAAGGGUAAAUGAGUAAAUGAAUACAUGACAUGUGGCAACUUGAAAAAAAACAAACAACAAAUCCUUGAUUUUGAAUUUUAUUUUCAGAAUUUUUUUUUGAAUAUAUGUAACGAUUUUUUAAACAUUGUUAAGAGAUGCAUUUGUGUUAAACACAUUUCAAUAGUGCACGUCAAUGUAAAACACAAGUUAAAAAAUUCUGACAAAAUACUUUUUUUAACAUUUUUUAAAGAUUAUAUAUCAUAUUUGAUAUAUGUCAUUAAGUUGAGUUAGUGUUAGGGUGUAAAAACUGUAUGGGUAAGAGAAAUAUUGUGAAAUACUGAAAAAGUAUGGUGUAGGUAUUAAUCGUCAAAUAUGAAAUUAGUCAGACAUUACUUUUACAUCUCGAUCGAAGAUGAUAUUAUAAACAUAUAGUAAAAAGGUUCUGAAAUAUUUAUCUCUUAACCUUUCCUAGACUAAAUUUUUCUCAUAAGAGAUUUCUGCUCUGAUUUUAAUAAGACUGUUAAAAUUGAGCUGUCGACAGUAUAGAAUCUGGUAAGAGUUACUGGUCUUCGUCUGUGCUGUGCUAAUAUAUCAUUAUUGUCUUGAGUUAAUCUUAAGGAUAUGUCAAUUACUUACAUGUUGGCAAACAAAGUCAAACUGCACACCUGUCCGUCUGCGCAAACAUAAACAUCAAUAUGUACAUUAUCAGAAACAUGGACACAUCUAUUUAUUAACAUUUUUUUACACAUUCUUCAUCUCUAACAUGGUUAUUAUCAGUUUGCAAUGAAAUUCUAAGGAAAUGAUCAGCUUCGGAUAUUGUAAUUCAUAUAGAUGAUUUAUGCUGAUUCAAAUAGUUACAGAGUUAUUUUCCCUAAAACAUACAUUAUGACUUUUCAUCUUUUGGGACAUAUAUUUUUUCUCUGUACAUAAUUGUCAUUAUUGUAAUGAUUAAAUUUAUUGGGCAUUAAUUAAAAUAUUUGUCACAAAUAUAUAGCUAGUGCAUUUUACAGUUUAGUUAAAGAAACUCUAUUUUUGGGGGUGGAACAGGUGUUAAGGGGCUUGAGGAUGUUAUAUGUGCUGAUUAUUGAAAGUUAAAUAUCUUGUGAAGUUUUUCUUGAAUAAUAAUGAGUCCACAAUAUUGUAAGGAUAAAAUACUUCUUAACUAUUAAUGCCAAACAGUAUUUUUUAUACACCAGAUCUUUGCCUGCAUAAUAUGUGUUGUUGAUCUUAACAUAUGACAAUUUUGUACUUUAAAACUGAUGUAAAGUUACACUAUAGGAAUUUGUGGGGGAAAUGGGAAAGUCUAAAAUCUUCUCUUUGUUUUCCAUGAUGGUAAGGGGCUGAUAAGUAUGUUCUGAGUACUAGGUUUCCUUUCUACUCAGAUUUGAUUUUAAUGUAGUGUCUCUUGAUAUUUAAUUUCCAGUGCCGAAUAACCCUGCCCUAAUAUUUAAAGUUUAAGUGCAUCCUGAAUAAUGUAACUAUGGUGAUAGCAUACUUGAAAUACUGAUUCUUUCCUUGUGAAUUAUCUCUUCAUCUAGUUUAUAUAAAGUCGAUGGCUCUAUUAAGUUGCUGGCUCAUGCCUGAAAUAACACAUGUAGGGACACCUGAGGUCUUUCUCCACCAGUAAAGCAAAAAAGUAACCAUAUGACCAUAAUAGUGCUGAUGUGACUAGGUGUAACAGGACAAAGAAAGAAACAAAUAAAAUUUAUAUUUAUAAUCAAAUCAAUAAAAACAAAAAGAUCAAAGUUUGGAUCCAGUACCACACCUGGUCAGUUUCUGUGUCCUUACAUUUCUAUAUUCUCCUUCCAGUUACCUUUUGUCCGUAAGUAAAGAUAAAUUGCUCAUAUUUGAAUAUAAAUAAAGCAUUGCUCAUUCAUCGCAAUAACAAAGAACCUGGCAUGUUUACUUCAAUGUUACCUCAUGAAAAUUUUAUUUAUGAAACAUAAUUUUAGACAAUACACUUGUAUUAAAUGGCAUGUUAAACAGUAUUCUGCUUUUAUAUAAGGAUUCUGUUAUUUGCACUUAAUAUGCAUAAUUAUAAAUGUUUAUAUCAUGCUAAAAUAUUAUACAUGUAUUUAUGUUUGGCACAUGUUUAUUGUUAUUGUUUCUUUAAAACGAAAAUAAUAUAUGUGUUAGAAUAGGUGUGUAAUAUUAUAAGUCUAAAUAGCCUCUAGAUUUGUGUAAAUUUUUAUAAAAACUAGACUGUUCUUUUGACAUAAAUUGUUGUCAAGUGUACAAAAAAAAUGCACGUACAAAAAUGUUCUUUCCCAAUGAAUUGUCUGGUACGUUUUCAUAAUAUAACUCUGUUACACUUUCCUGCGCAACAAAUUGACUAUGCCUUGUUUACUUUCCAACUUGUCAUUACUGUAAAACUACUUUUAUUUGCUUUACAUUAAUUUUUGCUGAUAUUGGCAAACCAGUUUCUUCCGAAAAUUCAUAGUUAUUGCGAAUUAAUAUGUUAGCCCAAAUAUCAUUAUUUUAUUUAGCAACACUUUAGAUUUUGAAUAUAAUGAUGAAGUAAGUUCAUGAAUACAUAAAAAAGAAAAAUAAAUAUUUUUAGCAAAAAUCACAAAAUUUUGACAACAAAAACUAAAAUGUUCUACAGUAUUCAUUCCAGAUUUAUGUAAUUGAUUUCUUAGUCCCUUGGCCUUCAUAAUUAUCUUACCAUCCAUCUGAAAUAAUUCUUGCAAUAUUGUAUUACAAUGCUGUUUUGAAUUUUUUUUUUAUCUGGAAAACAACAACAACAACAGUACCAUAGAACUGUUUAUGUUUUGUUUGUCGCCAGUUUUUGUCUUUCUGGCUUGGUGUAAAAUAGUGAUUUAUUAUAAGUGCAAUAUAUACUGUACAAUUCAUCAAUUAUCUUCAUGUCUUAAUGAUUAUCUUCAUGUCUUAAUUGUUCUUGUGUUUGUUCUGUAGAUAUAUUGUUUUAUAACACUGAUUUCACUCAAUACCUGGGAAUAAUUUGACGUGCCAUGUAUAGGGGGGCCCCACAGACUGAGCAGUAUACUGACUUAAAAAUAACUGGCUUCUCUUUGUUAUUUUAUAGUUUUUUAGCUCGACUAUUCAAAGAAUAGUUAUACUGACGGCGGUGCUGGUGUCGGCAUCACACUUUAGUUAAGUUUUUAUGUGUAAGCUGGUAUCUCUAAAACUUUUGAAGGGAAUAUGCUGAAUUUUUCAACAAGGCAAUUAAGUUUUGUUUUUAGAUUGGUUCACUGUUUCUGUUUAAUACUGAACUUUUUUAGAAUGGUGUACAGACAUUGUACAAAAUUUACAUUCAUUUGACCUUGACUCUAUUUGUAGACCUGCUUCAUGUGUCUUUUACUUUUCUUUAAUUUACGAGGAAGAGUUCUCCCCAUUCAUACAUGUAGCCCCCUACAGUACUUUGUAUCUUGAUUAUUUUUGUCUUUUCCACUUGUUUUUUUAGCUAUUAUACUAUGUUUUUCACUUGUUUAUUUGCUAUUUCUUGUUAUAUUUGUUAAGUUAUACUUUUCCUAUUUUCAGUUUUGUUUUAUUUCCAAUCCAUAUCAUUGUAUAUUGAACUUUGUGUUUAUAUUAAGUUUGCUAAUAUUUUGUUUCUAUUGGCCAAUAACUAGAUUGGACUGACACUCUGUAGAUAUUGGAACUAGUAAAAUUUGUUUCUCAGGAAUAAAAACCAUGAUCGAGAUUUUAAACCAUAGCUCGUAGAAUGUAAUAUAAAUAGCUGCUUUCUUUGUCAUAGCAUUUAGUUUAGAUAAUUCUUUUUAAGUUUUAUAAAUGAACUUGUACAGUGUCACAGCAUACUAAUUUAGCUUAGUGGUGGUUUCGGGUUAAGCAAGUUCUAUGAUAUAAGUUGGUACCCUCAGGUUUUGAGCUGGUACUUUAGGGUAUGAGACCGUAUAUUGGAGAUUAAAGCUGGUACCUACACAUUGCAAGCAAGGGCCCUAAAUAUAUGAGUGGAUAACUUCAGGAUAUGAGGUGAUACCCUCAGACUUGGAGCUGUUUCCCUCAGGAUAAUAGCAUAUUCCCUCAGGAUCCUCAAAAUCUGAAUAGUACCACAGAAUUAGAUUUAUACCCUCAAACGUUUUGAACUGACACCCUCAGGACAUGAGAUGGUAGCCACAUGCUGUUAUCUUGUACCCUCAGGACAUGAGAUGGUAGCCUCAUGCUGUUAUCUUGUACCCUCAGGACAUGAGAUGGUAGCCUAAUGCUGUUAUCUUGUACCCUCAGGACAUGAGAUGGUAGCCCCAUGCUGUUAUCUUGUACCCUCAGGACAUGAGAUGGUAGCCUAAUGCUGGUUAUCUUGUACCCUCAGGACAUGAGAUGGUAGCCUAAUGCUGUUAUCUUCUACCCUCAGGACAUGAGAUGGUAGCCUAAUGCUGUUAUCUUGUACCCUCAGGACAUGAGAUGGUAGCCUCAUGCUGUUAUCUUGUAUCCUCGGGACAUGAGAUGGUAGCCUCGUGCUGUUAUCUUGUACCCUCAGGACAUGAGAUGGUAGCCUCAUGCUGUUAUCUUGUACCCUCAGGACAUGAGAUGGUAGCCUCAUGCUGUUAUCUUGUACCCUCAGGACAUGAGAUGGUAGCCUCAUGCUGUUAUCUUGUACCCUCAGGACAUGAGCUUAUACCUUUAUAAUAUGAUGAGUUUUUGACCACGCAGUAAAUUGAAUUUAUCUUUAAGUAACAUGACUAAAACAAAAAUCAAUUAGGAAAUAAGGGUUUGUUAACUUUAUGUUGUUAUUAGUUAAGUCUUUAAUUUAUUAUUUCUGAUUUUUUUUUGCAGUUUAGAGGUGUUAUUUCACCUUUUAUUAUAGCUUAUUCUCUAUAUGUAUUGAAACUUUUUGAUAUUUCAAAUUUCCCUUAGCAAAUUUUAAAACAGAUAUGUAAGACCAGUCUAUUGUUAGGAUUCUUUCAUUGGUCAAUUUCAAAUUGAUGAGAUCAUCAUUAACCAGUCUGUCCAAUCAUAUUCCAGAGUUUGAGACUGGUCUUUAAUUUUCAAAACUUUGUAAUGAUGAAUAUCGGUAUUUUUUUAAACUUAAAGAAAUGGUGCUACUAGAAAAAAACUGAUUACAUGCCUGUUCUUUUUUGGUUAUUUUUGUGUGUGCAAAAAGUGCUUUUACCAUAUUGCUUAGAUAUUUUUUUAUUUACAUGAACUUUGCUACUUUUUGUGAUGAAUUUCUAAAAAAAUGAUAUUUUUGCAUUGACUUGUCUUAAAGGGGACUGUCAUAGUGGUUCAAUACUGUAUUUGAAGCAAUUUCGAACAGGAUGGAAUAAAAGACUUUAAUCCACCACAACAUACAUACAUCUCUUUAAAAGUCUUUGCUUACUACAUGUAUAUCCAGCAUGAAAUGAUUAAGUAUUUACACCUUGAUUAAGUACAAGGUAUAUCUGAGAAGGUUGAUACAUAAACCUUGUCUAGACCAAAUUAUGAAAUAUCAUAGUAAAAUACCAUAUGUUUCAGCGAAAAUCUUACUUAGUUAAACAGUAACUGAACUGGAGUAAGAUUGGCUGAAAUGGUAUUGUUAACAAUUCUAAGCACACAAAACCAGGAAAAGGUUAUGUAUUGCACAAGUUAUGAGUUUAUUCUUCAUACAAGUUUUCAAUUGAUAUUUUCUUCCUAGAUUCGCCAGUACAAGAUAUAAAUGUACUUUAUAUUAAGAAUUAUUGUUACACAGAUUCUUACAAAAUCUAUUUGACAACCUGGGGGUGGGAAAGUGGAGGGAGAAGAAUAUUUUUGUCAUUUAUUUCCCCUCAUAACUUCAGGGACCUGGCAUAGUGUUUGGAUAAUGUAAGAAAAAACAGUAUAUAUUACAUGUAUAUAAUCUAAAUAAUAUAUACAAAGUAAGUUUUUUUUCUAGAACUAUUUCAUCCCACUAUCCAAACACUGCGCCAGGUCCCUGUUCUCCUCACCAUGCAUUUUCAUACCUCUGAUAUAUUAAUCAUUUUAACAUUUUAAGUAAACAUAAGAUGUUCACUAUAUUAUUCUAUAAGUCUAAAAGACUAGAUCGUUCCACGUGAUUUAUUUGACCAGUUAAUAUAGGACCAUGGUUUCAGAAGUGCUAACAUUGCUGUGUGUAUAUAUGUAUUAGGCAGGAUGACUUAAUAUUGUUUGAAAGAAAUGAAAACAUAAAAAGUGCUGCUGAUACGUUUAGUUUUUAGUCUAAUGAUGUAUAUCAAAUUAUUGUUCUCAAAGUGUUUUUCUUUCUCAUCUGCAAGCAAUUGUAUCUGUAUAUUUUAAAAAAGUACAAAAUAAUAUGAGGAUACCCCUACCAGUUAACUUUAACCAUGGCCAUACAACCAUGGUCACAUCUGAUACCAUUGUUAGCUGUGUCAUCACUGAACAGCGAGGUGAACCAUGGUUUAAACUUUAUUUGUAUGCACAUAAAACCAAGGUUGGCCAUGAUGUAUUGAUUUUGGUUGUCCAUAAUGAAACCAUGACAUAUACAAGGUUAAGUCAUGGUUAAAAUGUGUUAAAUAUGGUUACAAUGUAAAUUUAACAGACCUUUUUAUCAGUUACAGCUUAUACUAAAGGGAGAGUAGUUUUUAAGAUUUGUACAGUUUGCUUGUUAAUUAUGCUUAAAUUAAUGAUAUGUUUGUUGUUGUUUUUGAUGUAGCAAUAAUUCCAUCUGAUAACAUAGUAUUAUACAUGUAUAAUUAUCUAUUUUGUGUUUGUAAUAUAACGAAGUUAUCAUGUUUUUUUUUGAUAACAUAAAUAUUAUUGUAUGUAUUAAUGAUGUAGGAGAACCUGUCAGUUACUUAGACAUGGGUCAAUAAAGGUUAUAAAGAAAUUUUCUGAGCUCAUCCUCAGAUCUCUAGUAUUUGAUUGGUCAGAAACCAGCUCAGAAUGCACACUGACCAAUCAAAAUCUGAGAUUUGAGACUGAACUUAGAAAAAAGUUUUAUAGAAAAAAGUUUUAUAACCUGAGGCAUGAAAAACAUUUGUAUAAACCAUUUAGGAGAAGUUGUCAGUUUAGCAGACCUGUGUUUGAAUUGUAAAAUUCAGUUAAGAGAACCUGUUAGACAGGCUUUGAAGUGAUUUGAUUUAUCUGCCAUGUAGGCAGACCUAUGUUACAGAAAUUGUACAGUUCAUUUAGGAUAAUCUGUCAAUUAAUCAGACAGACCCCAGAAGUGUGAAUUGUAGUAUUAUUUUACGAGAAUCUUUCAAUCAUAAAGACUGAAUUGUGAAGCAUUUUGCAGGUGAUUGCUGAUGUGUAAUUUAUUCAUUUAGGAGAACUUUUUGCUAUAAUGUGUCAUUAGAACCUUUCUGUAACUGGCAAAUAACAGGUUAUCCUGAAUCAGUAGUUGAUAUCUUAAAAGUUGUAUUCAAAAAUAUACAUUAUGAUCAUAAAUCAUGUGUACAUUUGUCAUACAUAAUGGUUUCUUUAAAUAAGUUGUUUAAAGCACUAGACUUAUUUUUAACAUGUCUCAUUUUUUUCAUUUUAAAUGACCAUUUAAAAAUUGCAUAUUUUUAUUUGAAAUGAUAAAAACUUUGUGUUACAUGGUC
This is a messenger RNA of Ruditapes philippinarum (Manila clam), 9159 nucleotides long. Its product is annotated as N-chimaerin-like. Gene Ontology annotation, molecular function: GTPase activator activity. Gene Ontology annotation, biological process: signal transduction; regulation of GTPase activity. The transcript is spliced from 14 exons. Bases 75 to 1604 code for a protein of 509 amino acids. Lineage: Eukaryota; Metazoa; Mollusca; Bivalvia; Venerida; Veneridae. The record is from RefSeq and is a predicted model, not a curated record.